Schistosoma curassoni is the source of this 1957-nucleotide messenger RNA. The record is from the annotation of a GenBank genome assembly. Lineage: Eukaryota; Metazoa; Platyhelminthes; Trematoda; Strigeidida; Schistosomatidae.
GCUCAAUUCAAACCCAUAACCCUGCUAAGGUAUGUGAUUUGACGACCUUGGUAGACGCGGGUUUUUGGUCACGACCGGUACCUUAUGGAAUCCCUAGUUAAGACGUGCUAUGAGUUAAAGGAUCACGGAGUGCUCCACCACCAUGGUGCAGAAGAUCGUUGGAGCCUAAGUUUAUUUAAGAAAAAAUUCCACGUGGAAAUUAUUCGUCAUGGCGAAGAGUCUGAUACAAUGGAAUUCGAUAUGAUUAAUUUGGAUUGCUCCUUCGCUAAUGCAGUUCGGCGAAUUUUGGUCUCUGAAGUUCCUUCUCUCGCAAUAGAAAGGGUCUAUGUUUCUCAGAACACGAGUAUCAUGCCGGACGAGGUUAUGUGUCAUCGCCUUGGCUUAAUCCCACUCGCUGUUGACCCCAAAUAUUUUUUGUUCCCUACAAGAAAGCCUCCUGCUUCCGACGACCUAUCAGGGUUUGACCCUAAAGAACACCUAGUAUAUGAUGUGCGCGUUGGUUUCACACAUUCUAGCAAAGAUUCCCAUAAUAAAUCUGGAAAAGAUAAGGAUGACACUUUACCUGUGGCUCAGUAUUUACCAGUGUACAGUUCGGAUCUCAAGUGGAUACCACUAACCGGUCAGGAGGAUCAUUUUAAUAUCAAUAAUCCUCCUAUCCCAGUAUCAUCAACAAUACUUAUCAAUAAAUUAGCUCUUGGUGAUGAAAUCGAAGCUCGAUGUGUUGCAGUGAAAGGAAUUGGUCGGGAUCAUGCUAAAUUUUCACCCGUUGCAGCAGCUUAUUAUAAAUUUCAUCCAAUUAUCAAACUUCUUCGUACAAUUGAAGGAGAACAGGCAGUUAAGUUGCAAAAAUGUUUUGCAUCUGGUGUGAUUGGAAUAAACUCAAAAACUGGUCAAGCCUUUGUCGAUAAUGCUCGUUUAGAUAAUGGUUCUCGAGAACAUAUGCGUCAUCCUGAAUUCCGUGACGAUGUUAUUUUCGUUGGGAUGGAUUCAUCACAUUGUAUUUUCACUGUUGAAACGAUAGCUCCUGGUAGCCGCCCUCCAUCAUCAUUAGUCCGUUGUGCUUUAGGUGUUAUGAUUAGCAAAUGUUCACAUUAUAUGGCUGUUACAGAAACACCUGGUUUUGGAGAUCACGUUGAGGAGUGUAAACCACUCAUUGAUAUACCUAAAGAUAACACUGAAAGUCAUACAACUGAAAAAAAUCUAUUAUUUCCUAAAGGUAAUCGUAGUCAUUUAAAUGGACGUGAAGUUGGGCUUGAAGUAGUGCAUAUCACACAUGACAAAUCACGUGCAACAUUUACUUUCUUUGGAGAAGAUCAUACAUUAGGUUUAGCGCUUAGAUAUUGCAUUCUACGAGAGUAAGUCUCCUGGUAUAUUCAUCAUAUUUUUUUCAUUUGUACUGUUUUGUUAGUAUGCGUAUUUAAUUUUUAUAAUAUAACUAUAGGCUGUUCUAUGAGUAUUUUAUUCAUAUCAGUGUUGUUAAUCAUCGUUAAUAGAAGAUCUUGGCACGAAUGUGUAUCAGCCCAAGCUGCUACAUUUUACAUCAGCAAAGAAGAGAAAAUCAUAUCUACUAUAACGGAAAUCUAAAUAUGAGAAAUCCACUGCAUGAGGAACAAAUAAAAUUAAAGAAUGGAAAGUCAAGAAUAAUACUCAGUAUUCAGGAAAUAAAAAGUUCAUGUAGCUACGUUAUAGUGUAUGCUACUUAUUCUGACAGAUAAACAGUAUGUAGAAGCAAUCGGAAGUGGAAUGUCUUUUAACAGAAAAUUGAACAGGAUGGGAAUCAGAGAGCAAUUGUAAUAGCAACAGAAUUGGAAGAAUCAUGAAGCAUUUAAAGGGCGAUUGAAGGAAAAUGUGUAAAUAAUGUAUUUAACGUGUGGGUUUUUUUGAUAUUUUAUGACGACACUAUAAUUUUGCAUGAAAAAAAAUAAAUUCGUUUUCUCCACUUCCGUUUUAAGCCAUG